Linum trigynum is the source of this 414-nucleotide messenger RNA. NCBI's taxonomy places the organism in Eukaryota, Viridiplantae, Streptophyta, Magnoliopsida, Malpighiales, Linaceae. The record is from the annotation of a GenBank genome assembly.
AUGGCCAGAAACCAGAGCUCUCUCCUGCUGAUAAGCUUACUUCUGCUGCUCUCCUCAUCAAGUGUCAGCUUGGCAACGCCUGUGACUGCCAUUGCUGGUUUCACCAAUGCUCGUCAUUCCAAACAAGCGUGCACGGAUGAAGCACCCGCGAUCGCGAUGUUCGCCGGAGUGAACAGCAAGCUCUACGGCAACGGCGACAUAUGCUGGAUAAAGUUCAGUAUUACUUGCAUCGGUGGGGUGGCCGGUCAGUCGUCUCCCUGCCGAACGAGCGAUCCCGUGGAUGUGACCGUCACCGACAGCUGCUCGCCGGAAUCUGAUAACAAGCCUUGCCCUACGUUUGUGCUGUCUGAAAAAGCGUUCGCAUUGAUUGCGAAUCCUCAAGCUGGGUUCGCUACCAUUUCCUACGACCGGUGA